Anopheles bellator is the source of this 5620-nucleotide messenger RNA. RefSeq lists its product as uncharacterized. Gene Ontology annotation, biological process: regulation of DNA-templated transcription. The record is from RefSeq and is a predicted model, not a curated record. Gene Ontology annotation, cellular component: nucleus. Gene Ontology annotation, molecular function: zinc ion binding. The transcript is spliced from 6 exons. The coding region runs from base 1 to 5322 and encodes 1773 amino acids. Lineage: Eukaryota; Metazoa; Arthropoda; Insecta; Diptera; Culicidae.
AUGGAACGCAAGGUACCAUCAUUACCCUCGAUUUCUACGUUGCCCGUUGGCAGCCCGAGGACCGCAGCAGUUGAACCAAGCAUGAUGCUGCCCCCGCCAGAGCCAGCAGUGGGCCAGCGGCAGCUCCAACUAUCGACGAUUGGGGCAAGAAACGAGACUCCGAAUUCGGUUACCAUUGCCGUGCGGCCCGUCGUAACGCCACAGAAAUCCAUGGUGACAAUUUCUCCCGCCCCACCGCUAUGGUUCCGAACACCGGGGAACCGUCCGUCGCAGGUGAUCGAUAACUGUGACACGGCGGGAAUAACGCUCCGCGGCGGCGGCACCAUAACCCGUGGCCAGGAGCACGGAGGAUUGCAAUCGACGGUGGUUUCGGUGAAAACUCCCCAGGGCGAAACGCAAGAAGUUGCUAUCAAGGAGCUGCUCUCGCAGCAGAUUGUCAUAGGUCGUAAGGACCUAGCAGCGCCGCUGCCGCCGGGGGUUACUGUGCAGGGCGAGCAGCAACAACAGCGGAAUCAACCGGUGCUCGGAAUAUACAACAGUUUGAAAUCCCAGAUCGAAACCGGAUGCAGGGUGCAGAUCGGCAGCACUGACAUAAUGUCUCUGCCAAAUCCACAGCUUACUACUCAAACGACGAUUGUUAAGCCACAGGCACUAGGCGUGACACCGCUUCUGUCACCGGCUGCUGGACAAAUCAGUAAUACGGUGCUUGUGCCUGUAAUUACACCGCAGCCAACGCCUGCUCAAACUGCUACCACCACAAAUGCUUCGACGCCAAAAGUUUAUCGUAGUGCUAGACCAAAACAACGGGCCGCAGAAACGAUAAAUAAGACAUUCGCACCGACGGCCGCGCUUGUUGCCGCGAUCCCAAAGGUAGAGCAUUGUGACGGUUCCGAGGUGUUCGUCUCUGGAGGAGGAGCACAAACUGUAUCACCUAACUCCAUUGCGUCGGUAAUCCAAACACAUAUAUUUCCCUUCGGUACCACUAUCAAGGUAAAAUCGCUAACGGCCGCUGAUAAGUUGCCACCAGCGUCGUCAGCGCCGCAGGUGAGAUCUGCAAGUACUGCGACGCUCGUUGCUGGCAGCGUGCCUUUGCCGAGCGACAGUUCAUUGAACACGCAGCAAGCGCAAGACCGCCCGGUACAGCCCCCAAUGUCAACGGUGUCGACGACUCCUGCAAAGACGGGCAAUCCUACCAUCGUUCUCACUCAGGAGCCUACCAGCAACACCUUGGUCAACAAGCUGAUGGUAACAAAGGGAGCGACGACGGCAGCAGCGAUUAGUCCUGCGGUACCGCCACUGUACGUUCCCGCAAACGUGGAUAGCAGCCUGUUGAAGGGUCCACUAGCUCCACUGCCUCCUAGUGAAGCAACAGGCGACAUUAAAGGAUUCCAGCGAAUUCCCAUCAUCUUACAGCAAUCGCCACAGCGGUCUAACUUUGGCGUUCCAUUUCCUCCUGUACCGAAAUUGACACCGUUUAACAGAAAAGCGACAGUUCCGACUAACGUUGCGCCACCGGAGAAAAGAUUUCUCCGAGAAACAGAAAUGUCCUCCAAUAGUGGCGCUACUACCAGUGCCAGCAUCAACGGCACCAUGAUCGUCGAACGAACCGUGGGAAUAGUUGAGGCAAAUAGUGUUUCCACUAAUACUCAAGGCGACUGUGUGCAACAACACACAACUGAAGAAAAAGACGUUGAUGGUAAUGCACAACACUCAACUGAAGAAAAAGACGUUGAUGGUAAUGCCCCCGCUGAAGAGGUCAACGAUGAGGCGAUGAGGGAUCCACUCAGUGCGGAUGUUGUUAAAGAUGAGAACGAAAUGCGACAACCUUUCUUCGAAAUGCUCGAUAGUUUAUUCGUAACGGAAACAACAGGCAAACCUUCGAGUACAAACCUUCCAUUUGAUGGCGAAAAACGGGUCGCAGAUGCCCUGGUCACCGCCACGGUCAGCCUUGAUGAAGAACCGAGAACUUCAGGCAAUCCGAAAGGCUCACGCCUAUUGAAGCGUGCCUUUUCGGUGCAGCAUCAAACCGAUUUACAACAAACAUCUACCACGGCCAGCUGUACUGGCCCGCGGCCCGCGAUGAAUCGUCGAUUGUCAGAGUAUCCUAAAGAACAACAGGUUAUAAUUUCUAUGAAGGAAAAAUGGAAUAAAUCGUUUAUUAUCAACGAUGAUAUCAAGCAGAGGGACGUGAUAGAACCAGUUGACGGAAUGCAGGACGACAGAACGGCAAACGACGUAGGUGAUGACAACCUGGCCACUCCGCCAGAAGCCUGUCCAAUUCAACCGGAUUUGUCGUUGCGAUGUCUUGAAACCAUCGACCAAUCGGAUGCUUCGGAGGAAAAACGAGCGUUACGAAAAAAGGGUCGUCAUACGAAAAAGAGCGAUGAAAAUCGCGCUCCGGGAAUCAAACGGACCGUGUCUACUUCAUCGGAAAGCACUACCACCACGGGCGUGCUGUUCACCGGACGUCGCAAUUUUCCCGUGGCUGAGAAGAAAACACAAGAAGCGAAUACGAUGAAACGAGCACGCACGUCAUCGGCGACAGUAGGCAAAGUUAGUAGAGGAAAAUUGGGCCGCUUCAUGAAACCCGCCAGCCCAUCCGAAUCGUCGUUCAGUGUUCAAGACGAUAAGGAAUUCAGGGAAGAUGUGGAUACUACCACAGUUUCGGAUCAUCUACGGUGGUACGACGGGAUCGGUUAUCUUGCCCACAGUACGCUCCACUUUGAGUUCAAUCACUUUGGGCUGGUGGUUCCGAUGGCACCAGCAGACUACGAACGUCACUGCAUCACCGAUGUUUACCGCUCGUUGCAGCAACCAUUGUCCGAACGGUCAAGAACAGCCCCACCAGCUUCAGGAGCACCGCGGGCUUCGGAAUACAACUACCGGUGUACACAGUGUCGCGCGAGGGGUAACGCAGUCGAUUUCGUUACACCUACUUUUUGCAGUAUAGCGUGUGUAGAAAUGACCAAAAACAAAGUGCUACUCAAGUAUAUCAAAGACUCGACGCACGCCUACAGCACCCGGGGGGGAGUCGCAGAACAUGGGUCGUGUAAGAUUCCUGAUGGCGGCGGAGAUGGAGCGAUGACACAUCAGGAUAAAAAGGCGCAGGCUACACCAGCUACGGUUGUCAACACAUCAACAACAAGCGAUGAAGACUCGAUGAGUUCGCUCAGCUCCAAUUCGAACGUGUUCCAAAAGCGUCCGAAGGGUAACCAACGUUCAUUGCUUCCAUCCCCACCAUCUACUCCUUCGACUGCCGAUAGCAGUAGUAGUAUCAGUAGCCACAGCAACAGUGGCAAGAGCAUCGGUCCCUGCGUUAAGCAAACGGCCGAAUUUAACUGGGAAAAGUACCUAACGGAGGUUAAGGGAGGUGAAGCGGCACCCGUACAAUUGUUUGUUGGACAGCGGGCGCCACUACCGGACGAUAUUACGGCGUCCACCACGCGCAUCGUCAAUCCGUUCGUACAGGGCAUGAAGUUGGAGGCGAUUGAUCCAGAAAACAAUUCUUUGUUCUGCGUGUGCUCCGUUAAGACGGUGCGUGGCUAUCGGAUGAAGUUACACUUCGAUGGCUAUACGGAGGAUUAUGAUUUCUGGGUUAACGCCGAUUCGGUGGACAUCUUUCCGCCCGAUUGGUGCCGAACUACCGAACGCCCACUUCAGCCACCCUACGGUAUAAAGAGCGCAUCGUUCCACUGGAAAGACUAUCUUCGCUCGACGAAAGGGAUCGUUCCGAAGAAAGAGUGGUUCCGGCAUCUGACUGAGAAGCCAAUAAAAAAUCAGUUCGCAGUCGGAAUGUCACUCGAAGCAGAUGAUCUGCGUAAGUCGGGCAAGGUGUGUGUGGCGACGGUUACCGACAUAAUCAAUAAUCGCAUCCUGGUUCACUUCGAUGGAUGGGACGAGCGGUACGAUUACUGGGUGAACAUAACAUCGCCAUACAUCCAUCCCGUAUGCUGGCAUCGGGAGAACAACGAGAAGAUUACGCCCCCACCAGAUUUUUGUCGUCAAUUUGAAUGGGGUCGGUACUUGCGGCUGAAAGGAAGUCAAGCGAAAGUGAAUCUGCCAGCCAGCCGUCAUCUGUUCAAAACUCGGAAACCGAUCGGCUUUAAGGUAGGCCAUCGCCUAGAGGUUGUAGAUCGUGCGCAGGAAAGAUUGAUACGACCUGCAACAGUUAUCGCCAUCGAUGGCUUUGAGAUUAAGGUGUGCUUCGACGGGUGGCCUAUUACAUAUGCUUUUUGGAUCGAGGAUGACAGUCCCAACAUCCACCCCGUCAACUGGUGCUCUUGGACGAAUCAUCCUUUGGAACCACCUCCAAACUACAACGUUCAACAACGCGUCACACCGAAUGGGGCUAGUUCGUGCAGUAUUGGAUUUUGUCAGGGAAAAGGGAACUCCAAAUUUCCCCGCAAAUUGGUACACGAUUCUUCUCUGGAGUGUCCGUACAGAAUGAGCAACUGGACCAACGAGGGGCGUAAGAAGUUGCGCAUAAACAACGAUGAAGUACAAAAAUUUAUCCAUAAAGGCGUUUCGGUCAAACCCGAGAUACAGUCGUCCACUGGUGGAACCCGAAGUGAAUCGAACAAAUUCAAACCCAUCAACAUCAACACAACUUUUAAAAGAGUAUCGUCAUCACGGCCGUCACCGAUGGUGGGUGAUGUUGAAGACGCGGUUCCAGACGAACAAAAAAUAGCAGAGCAGCCCGUAAAGCGAAUCAAAAUCGAACCAAAAGAAGACGAGAACGAAUUUUCGUCCGCCGAACCAAUAAUAACACCAUCUUCAACAACAUUAUCACUGGCACAUACAAAUCGCGGUCCAAUGGAAUCGAAGAGAAGUCUUCUAAAAAAGAAUGCUGCUUCAGCAAUGGUAUGUUCUACGGAAACUCCCGUCACCAGCCGUCUUAGUUCUUCAGUACAACGCCAGCACCAACAGCAACAAGCGUCUGAGGCAAAACCAAACAAAUACGAUCCCCUGCAAAUAGCGCUUCCCGUAAUUGACGGCUACGGUCCGAGGUUGCUGCAAGCUUACGAAAUAUGGAAGAAGCAUUCACGCUUCCUCGACCAGUGUACCGACCACAACGGCGAGUCGCAAAAAAAUCCACUCCACUGGACGGUCGACGAAACAGCACGAUACAUCGAGAAGCUGCCUGGUUGUACCGAGUGUGCGAUGAAGAUGCGGCUCCAGGAGAUCAACGGUAAGUCGUUCCUCAGCUUUACGCAGAACGAUCUGAUGCAGUACAUGGGCUUCAAGGUUGGUCCGGCGAUCAAGAUCUACAACCGCAUCAUUCACCUGCGCCAGUUAGUGACGAGUAAGUUCGUACAACUCUAGGCAUUGAAGAGUCCGCAUGAGAAGGGCUGUCAGGCCUUUUGUCCCCCGUAGAGAGGAAGUAAAUCAUCUUCGUAUUAGAUCAAUUUUUAUUUUUAUUUAAGAAUUAACAACAAUUAAAGAAAGAGUGAAACGCCAGUGACAGGAAGUCGCUCUUUCAUUAUUUCUUUUAUAAAUUAUAUUGUAUAAAUAAAAUGCGAGAAACAAGCAAUGUUCAGAACGAACAAAAACAUAUUUUCAUUGUUACCUCAGCAGUGAGGAACGGAUACGUAAAAAAAUGCGGAUGAUUGUAAUCAGUCAA